Molecule: messenger RNA, 3062 nt
Organism: Solea senegalensis (Senegalese sole)
Lineage: Eukaryota; Metazoa; Chordata; Actinopteri; Pleuronectiformes; Soleidae
Gene: rbm5
Product: RNA binding motif protein 5
Exons: 25
Coding region: 188-2734 (848 amino acids)
Biological process (GO): mRNA splicing, via spliceosome
Cellular component (GO): nucleus
Molecular function (GO): RNA binding
Source: RefSeq, a predicted model, not a curated record
CACACCAAUGCAUCCUGGGACGAAGAAGGUAACGCUGUAGUCCUGUAAAGACUGAAGUCUUUGAACGGAAGAUGAAUUUUGUGCCUGCACUUCUGUAACGCACGCUUUGAAAAAGUAGUUGUGGGCGAUCAAAUAAAACAACAACAACCGACACUGAAGUCGUGUGGGUGAAGAGACAGCGAGGAAAAUGGGAGCUGAUAAAAGGAUAAGUCGGACAGAACGGAGUGGUAGAUAUGGCUCUGACCAGUCCCGUGAUGAAUCAGAAUGGCGUGACAGAAGAGACAGGGAUCAAGAGCGUGAUCAUAACAUGCGCCGCUGGGGAGAAGAGAGACGCAGUGAUCGCUACGAUGGAGAUCGCAGAGGAACAAGAGACAGUCCGGAGCAAAGAGACAGGAAGCGACGCAACAGUGACAGAUCUGAAGAUGGUUAUCACUCUGAUGGUGACUUCCCAGACCAGGAUUACAGAAGAGAGCCUGGGGAGGAGAAGAAGAGCAAGACCAUCAUGCUCUGGGGUCUGUCUCCUCACGUCACUGAAGAUGAUAUUCGUUUUGCCAUUGACCAACUGGAGGGACCCCAGCCAGUGGACGUCAGGCUAAUGAAGAAAAAAACAGGUAUAAGCCGUGGUUUCGCCUUCGUGGACUUUUAUCACUUGCAAGAUGCUACCCGGUGGAUGGAGACCAAUCAGAAAUGUCUGACCAUCCAGGGCAAAAUUGUGGACAUGCACUACAGCAAUCCCCGUAACAAGUAUGAAGAUUGGCUCUGCAACACUUGUGGCCUGUACAAUUUCCGGAGGAGGCUGAAGUGCUUCAGAUGUGGAGCAGCCAAAGCUGAAAGUGAAACCAGCGGUAAUACCGGAGUCUCUGAAACUCAGAAUGGUGGCGAUUUCUACGGCGACACAAUCAUCCUGAGAAAUAUUGCUCCCCUGACCACCGUGGAAGCCAUCAUGUCAGCCCUGGCACCAUAUGCUAAUCUUUCAUCUAACAAUAUUCGUCUCAUCAAGGACAAGCAGACGGGCCAGAACAGAGGCUUUGCCUUUGUACAGCUCUCCUCUCCCUUGGAGGCCUCUCAGCUACUAACCAUCCUCCAAGGACUGCAGCCUACUCUAAAACUGGAUGGAAAAACAAUUGGGGUGGAUUAUGCCAAGAGUGCUAGAAAGGACCUUUUACUACCAGAUGGGAAUCGUGUCAGUGCCUUCUCUGUAGCCAGCACAGCGAUUGCUGCAGCCCAGUGGUCAUCGAGUCAGAGUUCAGAGGGAAUGUCUGAGUACAGCUACCUGCAAGAAGGAUAUACUCCAAUGUCACAGGAAUACCAGUCGUUCUACCAUCAAGGAGCAGGGCCCAGUACCUCACAGGGGAAUGGAAUUCUAGGAGCCGCCCCAAGUGUCAAGAUUCUUCCAACUGCAGCUGGAGUAGUGAUCUCACAGGGUGCCCAAGUUUACCAACCACAUAUAAUUGCCCAGCCUGCUGUUCAGGCUUUGGCACUUGCUCAGCAAAUGGAGGCAAAACCCCAAACAGGACAUCUGUCAAGCCUCAACGCCUUGUCUGUUGGUCCUGUGGGUGCAGCCGCCGUUACCAGUGCCAGUACAUCUGCAGCCUCUGGACAGAAAGCUGACCCUGCUAUUCCGGAUACAUCCACCUAUCAGUAUGAUGAGUCCUCUGGCUACUAUUAUGACCCUCAAACUGGCCUCUACUAUGACCCGUAUUCACAUUAUUACUUCAACUCUCAGACCCAGCAGUAUCUGUACUGGGACAGUGAGAAGCAGGCGUACUUGCCAGCCCCAACUGACGCACCCACAGGACAAAAUGAUAACGCCACGAGCGGCUCUGCCUCAGGAAGUAAGGACGGCAAGGAGAAAAAGGAGAAGCCCAAAAGCAAGACUGCUCAGCAGAUUGCUAAAGACAUGGAACGGUGGGCUAAAAGUCUCAACAAACAGAAGGAGAACUUCAAGAGUAGCUUUCAGCCUAUCAGUCAAGAAGAGAGGAAGGAGGCAGCCGCUGCUGAUGCUGGUUUCACGCUGUUUGAAAAGAAGCAGGCAGGAACCUAUGAAAGACUGAUGCCAGAGAUGCCAAGGGUCAUUGAGGAAGAGCCACCAACUAGCUCAGCCAACACCUCCAAGUGUGGCCUUGUGGCUGCCUACAGUGGAGAUAGUGACCCAGAAGAGGGUGGAGUCGAGACUGACGGCGGCGAGUGCAGCCAGGAUAAACUGACAGACUGGUCCAAGUUGGCCUGCUUGCUGUGUAGGAGACAGUUUCCUAAUAAAGAGAGUCUGCUUCGACAUCAACAACUCUCUGACCUCCACAAGAAAAACAUAGAGGUUCUCCGCAGGUCGCAGAUGAGCGAAGCAGAGCUGGAAGAGUUGGAAAGGAAAGAGACUGAGUUGAAAUACAGAGACAGAGCAGCCGAGAGGAGAGAAAAAUAUGGCAUCCCUGAACCACCGGCGCCCAAAAAGAAGAAAUUUAGCCAACCGACACCAACAGUUAACUAUGAGCAGCCCACCAAAGACGGCCUCAACAGUGACAAUAUCGGAAACAAAAUGCUACAGGCCAUGGGCUGGAAGGAGGGGAAAGGACUUGGUCGCAACCAGCAGGGCAUCACUGCACCCAUUGAGGCACAGCUGAGAACUAAAGGAGCUGGACUUGGGACAAAAGGCACCAACUAUACCCUCUCUCCUUCCGACACGUAUAAAGAUGCAGUCCGUAAAGCCAUGUUUGCACGCUUCACGGAAUUAGAAUGAGCAGGUUCAUUUUCCAUCAUGUCUAUAGUAGCAGAGAAAAAAAGCAAAAGGAGAACAUCUUUAAAUGAUUCCACUCCAUAUUUUAUCCAUGAUGAUUAUACCUCUUGCCUUGAACAUGGCCAUAGAAAUAAGCUAUAACGGAGGUAUAUUAAUUAAUUAAUUUAAAAGUUGUACAUAUGCACAGUUAAGUUUACUUGGCCUAGUUUACAAAGUUGUUUUUUUGUAUUUCUCCUGUGAUUUAUUUUUUUUGGUCUCCGCAUGUGAAAAAGAUUGUACAGUUUAUACAAAAUCUCGUUUGUACAUAGAAUAAAUUACAUAUGACAUUUCA